Messenger RNA from Naegleria lovaniensis, 3732 nucleotides. RefSeq lists its product as uncharacterized. Gene Ontology annotation, molecular function: protein binding. Gene Ontology annotation, cellular component: Golgi membrane; cytosol; Ric1-Rgp1 guanyl-nucleotide exchange factor complex. Lineage: Eukaryota; Heterolobosea; Eutetramitea; Acrasida; Naegleriidae. Gene Ontology annotation, biological process: retrograde transport, endosome to Golgi; intracellular protein transport. Bases 1 to 3732 code for a protein of 1243 amino acids. The transcript has 8 exons. The record is from RefSeq and is a predicted model, not a curated record.
AUGUAUUUCCCUGUUGGCUGGGUUAAUACAUUGAAAUGUGUGGAUCGGCAAUUCUCGAAUGGUGAAGAAGAAGUUAUCGGAGUAGCCUUUAAUCAAAAUUGGCCCUUGCUAGCGAUUACCACAACAAAAAGUUUAUCUGUCUGGACAGUGAAACAUGAUGGCUAUCAUCUCGAACAACGAAUUGAGCUUAAACGUGCUCCGAGAGGCGAUUUAUUAUGGAAGAUAUUUCAUGAUUUUUCUCUACUGGUUGUUCCAUUGUCUACAAAUUCAUUAUUGGUGUUCAAGGUGUCCGGAUAUCAACAUUUCAUUCAAUCGGGGCAAUCCUAUGAACAAGAAUACAUCAAACAUAGGAGUCAAUCCAAUGCAUUUAUUAAUUCAACAAUUUCAAUUUCUAAUUUUUGUGUAUUAGAAUGUGAAUAUGGAAAUGUUGGUGGAAUAUGUUCGGAUGGAGACAAUGUUGUAGUUGGAACAACAACUGGAGGAUUUCUUUUUACAUCAUGGAGAGGUAGUGACUUUUCACAAUAUAUUGGACCUGAUUUUAUUUAUGAAUGUUUACCUCAACAUUAUAGAAAACAAGUGGAUUCUAAUGACACUGAAUUGGGGAUUAUAAGUUUGAGCUACAAUACGAACAAUAAGAUUUUUGCAAUAGUUUUGAAAUUAGGAAUUGUUUUAAUCAUUGCUUCAGAGAAGAAAUUACAAUUGCAAAGCUUAAAAGUUUUGAGAACUAUUGAAGGUAUUGAUGCAGUGUGUGUUCAAUUCAACAGUAGAAAUAAUUUAUUAGCGAUUGGUUGCAACAAUGGAGAUGUUAUUAUUUAUGAAAUUGCAAAAAAUCAUUCCAUUAGUGAACGAUCAAAAUUGUCUCUUUCUUAUCGAGGUUUCACAAGUGAAGAAUUGGGGCGUGUUUCUUCCAUGUGCUUUAGCUCUCAUGAUGGGUUGGCAAUUGCUGUUGGAUAUAGCAAACGAGGUUUUGCCAUCUUUCAUAUAUCAGGAGUGUGCAUCAUGACCAGUCUUCCUCAAUUUUCCGAAAAAGAAAUGCAAAGUAUUCGAUCUCAAGUGACGCAUGGAAGUCCAAUAGGUAUGACCGAAAUUUCCUCCAAGAACGAACCAUUUGGCUCAGGAGUUAGAACUCUGUUGUGGGAUAGUGAGGGCUAUCACUUAAUUGCAGUUUCCAAUGGUACCACAACAUUGGCAGAUUUUACAUUCUGUAAAAGUAUUUUAUGUUCAAGCUUUGCUCAAAGCAAAUCAUCGGACGUGAUUCUUCAAACAACGAACAAACUUUUACGAUUUCACAUGUCUUCUGGAAUGGACUUUGUGAGUGCUGAUUGGGAACCUUUACAAAUUCCACUCUCAUAUCUUACAUUCAACUAUCCAAUUGAAAAUGUAGCAAUUAGUGGAGACAGAAAUCACAUUGCACUCUCUGGGGCGAGAGGAUGUGUCAUUUAUUCUGGAACAUCAAAAAAGUGGAGAAUGUUUGGAAAUUUGGAACAAGAAUAUCAAGUUAAAUGCUCAGCAAUGGUUUGGAUUGAUAAUGUCAUCCUCGCCCUUAUAUCCACCAAUGACAAGAAUGAAAGCGAGUUAUUACUCUAUCCUAGGACUCAUUUGGACGAAGUUUCUCGAUUGGAACGAAGGGUUAUUUCACAGUCAAAAAUUUUAUUUAUUGACAGUACAUCGGUUUUACUCAGAAUUACUCAACAACAAAUGAAACUUGUACCAAUUAUUUUCAUGUAUGACGAAUCCAUGAAAUUACACAUUUAUACUUGCCCAAUAGAUUAUGAUAAGAACAAUAAUAUUCAAGUGAAACUCACAAAAUUAGAAAUCAUUGACAUGACACAAUUUCACACCAGUAUUCCUAGGUCCAUGGUCAGCGUGUCGUGUAAAUCAAUAGCUGGUGUGAAUGCUUCAGAAACCAAAAAGUUGCUGUCCUCGGUGAAACUUCUUUUCAUUCAUGCUAAUGGUGAUCUUGGAGCUUUUAAAUUACACGGUACUCUUAAAGAAUUUGUUUUGGAAAAUGGUGUCGAUGGUCUGUGGAUUGAACAAGAACGCUCAUACAAUGACAAGCUCAUUUAUUUUACAUUUAAUGGAAAGUCAAGAAAAGGAACAGACAUGUCCAUUGUGGAUCUCUCUCAACUUCCAAAAAUUAACCAUAUUCGAGUGAAGAAUAUUAUUCCAUGUGAUACAGAGGCUGUUCCAAUGGGUGUGUUAAAAGAUUUUGGAGUUUUUCUUCAGAUAUCAGAGACAGUCAAACAGAGAUUGAGCGCUCACGUGGAUGUUGAGAACACUCAUUCGCAAUCUCGUUCCAAAUUGACAAUACCUUCUCCUCGAUUUAACAGUCGAGAUUUACUCUUCAUUGAAAAUCCACUUGGCUUCCCUUACUAUGAAAUGCAACCAAAAAUGUAUCCUUAUAUUCAUGGACUCUUAUUGGGUCUGUUAUUUGAGCAACAAAUAGAUUCCAAUAUUCACACAGAAUCUUUAGAUGAGACCUUGUCAUUCGAAUCCUUAGUGUUAUUUACCAAACAACUACCUCCUCACAAAAACUCUGCACUAUCGUUCGUGGCAAAUUUAGAGUGGAUGUUGCAUUGUGCAUUGGGAAGUACCGAUAGUUCAACAUACUUGUCGAUUGAACGAUCAACAGAAGAAGGAGUCUUUUCCAAAGUCGAUAUGCAGAAUGGAUUGCCCUAUGUUGUGAAAUUUUUACAAAACUUUCCUCAAUUUUAUGAUAUUGUGGUCAACUGUCUUCGAAAAACGGAUAUCAUUCACUGGAGUAAGGUUUUCAAUUGUCUCCCACAGCCUCCAAGAAUUAUAUUUGAUUCCUUUAUUAAGCAAAAAUCUGUUCAUUCUGCUGCCAACAUGCUUAAAAUUUUACAACACACGGAAGGUAUCGAUCAGGUUCUAUCGUACUCGUAUGAGGUUUUGAAAUUGGCAUUCUCACAAUCGGAGUUUGAGCUCUCUAACGAUAUUGUAAGAUUUAUUAGAAGAAUUGAGGCAGAAAAGAGAGCAGAAGAAAUGGAGAGAAUGAGUGAAAAUUCCAAUUCGAAUGAUUCCGUACCAUCUCUCUCGAUUGCUGUGAAAAGCAAACAGCACGAGAAUGGUAGUCACUCACCCACAACGUUUAUUAAUUUUUUGAAAACAGAUGAACAACAAGUUACCUUGCAAACCGAUCAUCAGAUUAUUCUCAGUAGUAUGCUCUCUAUUCAAUUAAGAGAAUUCAUGGUUAAUUUUGACUUUUUUGCUCUGUUACAACUUGAACGAUCAUUAAGUGAUGUAUUUUCUCUAAAGAAUUGGCUUAAAAGCGAGCGAGAUAAGUCAGGGCAUUUACUUUCCUCACUACAGGAGGACGUAUCAAUAUGGGAAGACACAUUCGCAAAAAUUCACAAAUCUUUUAAUUUGCCUAGAGCUUGUAAAGGCAAAAUUGGAGAAGAAGGCCAUCUACACACCAUGAAGAAUAAGCAUUUGCAACAAUUUGAAAAUUCACAACUUUUCACAAGCACUCAACAUGUUCUGUGUAAGUCUCAUGAUUUAUAUCAUGACUUGCUGUAUUUGAAGGAUUGUUUUAUUGAGAGUGAGUGUUUUGGAAAUGCUCUGCUUGUGGCCACUUUGGUUUGUGACGUGAAUUCGAUUGUGCAAAUUCUCAAGUGGCACAAGGAGUUUCGUUUAAAUUAUCUUAACAUGCUGAAACAUAAGAAUAAUUCGGAAUAUGCAAACUUGUGCAAUGAGGUCGUCGAAAAACUGUAG